Messenger RNA from Diversispora eburnea, 2487 nucleotides. The record is from the annotation of a GenBank genome assembly. Lineage: Eukaryota; Fungi; Glomeromycota; Glomeromycetes; Diversisporales; Diversisporaceae.
AUGGUAUCUCCUGACGAAAAACCUGAUGAGAAGUCGUUUCUCCCACCACCCGCAAGUUCCGCAUCCGCAUAUGCUCAUCGUCAAAAAAAUAAUUCGGUUAUACGAAUUUUUUCUGUAGUAGCAUUCUAUUGGAUUGCUUCUUUGGCCGUCGUAUUUUUAAAUAAAUUUAUUUUAAGUACUUCUGAGUAUAAAUUUCCAUUUCCUCUUUUUGUCACAUGGUUUCAAUUGAUCGUUGCAUUGGUUAUCCUAAUGAUAUGUGGAACGUUGGGUCAAAGCUUUAAGACAUUUUCUGUUAUCCCACCAUAUGAAUGUGAGAUGAAUAUUGCACGAAAGAUUGCACCAUUGACUUUUAUGUAUGUUAUGAUGUUGACUUUCAAUAAUAUGUGUUUACAAUAUGUCGAAGUUGCUCGCUCUUUAUCAAUCAUUUUUAAUAUUAUUUUCACAUAUACAUUAUUAGGAGGGAAAACAUCAUUUCCGGCAUUAGCUUGUUGUAGUGUUGUAUUCAUGGGUUUUGUUAUAGGAUCAUAUGGUGAAAUAAAUUUUUCUUGGGAAGGAAUAAUUUAUGGUGUGGCAUCAAGUGUAUUUGUUGCCUUGUAUGGAAUUUAUGUUAAAAAGACAUUAAUCUAUGUUGAAAAUGAUCAAUGGCGCCUUCUUCAUUAUAAUACAACACUUUCUGUAUUUUUACUUUUCCCUUUGGUAUUAUUUUCUGGUGAAUUACAAGAUAUUGUUAAUGUUCACUUUUUAGGAGAAACAAACUUUUGGAUUUUGAUGAUAUUCACUGGAAUAACUGGUUUUAUAAUCAAUAUUGCAAUGUUUAUGCAAAUAAAAGUUACGACACCUUUAACAAAUACUAUAUCUGGAACUGCAAAGGCUUGUUUCCAAACAGCUCUUGCAGCUUGGUAUUUCCAAAAUGAAAUAUCUACAAUGGAAGAAAUAAUUUCUCAAAGGACGAUAGAAGUAAUGUCUAUUUUAACUAAUUCUAGCCAAAACUUUGUAACAGAAAAUAGUGGAUUAAGAACUUUCGACAAAGUCAUGUUCAAUCCUUCUUCAACAUUGGACAAUAAUAGGAAGCGUUAUAUUUGUAGUAAUUCCCAAGCGAUGCCUACCACUACCACUACCACUACUUCCUCAACAACAACACCAACGUUAGGAUCCAUGUCUGCAUCAAAAUAUACCGAGUCUGUUCCAUCUUUCUCUAUAAAAUCAAUGAAUCAAAAUCAAAAUCAUCUUUCACAUAACGAUAAUGAAAAUAAUACAAAAGAUGUUAAAGAUGUCAAAGGUGAUUUAAGUUUAUUAUUAGUUAAAAAAGUUCAACCACCAACUCCACCAAGGAUUACAACUUCUGUUAAUGAAGACUCGGAUGUUAUAGUAACAAAGAAAACUCAACAUCAACGAGUAGCUUCAGAUGAUGAUGCUUUAGGAACAUUACCAAGUCCCGCCACUUCAGUUUUAGAUUUUCCUGGAACAAAUAAUUCUAUUAAUUCUAUUCAUCACAUAAAGAAUACGAUUCCUUCAUUUAAAAGGAAAUUUGUUUCUAAGGAAUCGAAUUUGGGGUUGAAAAAUUCUUUAUCUACUUUAGAAAUGAUCGGUCAAUAUGCUGUUCUCAAAACAAUUGGGUCAGGUGCUUUUUCCGAAGUUAAAUUGGCAGUAAAUUUAAAUACUGGUGAAAAAGUUGCAAUUAAAAUGAUUUCAACAAAAGGAAUUCAUGAUAGUGAUAGAUUAAAAACCGGUGUUUGGAGGGAAGUUGAAUUGUUAAAGUUUAUCGAACAUCCUAAUAUAGUUAAACUGAUCGAUACAAUUGAAACACCCAAACAUCUUUGUCUAAUUCUUGAAUAUGUUCCGGGUGGAGAAUUAUUUGACUUCAUUAAUGAUCAUUUUGAUAAACUUACUGAAGAUAUUGCCAAAGAUAUUUUCCUUCAACUUGUUAACGUCAUUAAUUAUCUUCAUGAUGUUAAUAUAGUUCAUCGUGAUCUUAAAUUAGAAAAUAUAUUACUUGAAAUCCCUUAUCCAUCAUUCAAUUCUUCAUCUCCUUCAUCCAAUUCUUCAUCUAAUUCUUCAUCUUUAUCUAAUUCAUGGAAACCAAUUGUUAAAUUAACAGAUUUUGGUUUAGCUAAAUUUCUUGAUAAAAAUUCACCAUUUUCAACUACUAGAUGUGGUUCAGAAGAAUAUGCGGCUCCAGAAUUAAUCCAAGUUCAACCAUAUGAUGGUAGAAAAACCGACAUAUGGUCAUUAGGGAUCAUUUUAUAUACCUUAUUAAUGGGUUAUUUACCAUUUAAUCAAGAACGUGGUCAAAGUAGAAAACAAUUUUUAAGUAAAAUUGUUAGAGCCGAUUUUAAUUUUCCUAAAUCUUCUGAUGUUAGUGAGGAAGCGAAAGAUUUAGUUAAAAAGAUAUUAGUAAGUUUACCAAGUAAACGUCCGAAUUUGGAUGAGAUUAGAAAACAUCCUUGGUUAAAUUCUGUACAUUUUGAAUUGGAUAACAAUGAAUAA